ACACCCUGAGUCCAAGCUAAGUCUCCAGUAUGACUUAACUCUGAUUUGUGUUACUCCACGACCUGCUGUUCUGCCUUUGCUUCCACCUUAGUUGGAGGCUGGCUUGACUUUGUACAGUCCAGUAAAGUCACUGGCUCAGUGGGGAAGACGCUGGACCGAAAGUAGCAGAUGUGGGUGGCCCCUUCCUUCUAGGACAGCUUCCUGCAAGACCUGCCAGGACACACUGUGCAAGCUCUUAAUCAUAUUUUUCUUUCUUUCUUUCAGCAGGAUUUGGACUCCAAGGAUCAAAAUUCACAAGGUGGCCGUCGCGUAGCCGGCAAUGUGCCAGUUUUCUUCUCAUGAACGGCAGAGCUGGGGAUGAAUUAACAGGAUGCAAGAACCUGCCCUGAUGCUUCUGCUGACGGUUGUUACUGAGGUGCCACAGCUGUUGGCCAACCCAACGGACUGCCGAGAGAAUGAGUACCUGGAUGAGCAUGGCCAGUGCCAGCCUUGCAAGGAGUGUGGCCCGGGACUGGAGCUUUCCAAGGAAUGUGGCUACGGCGAAGGGAGUCAGGCACAGUGCGUGCCAUGCCACCCAAGGAGGUUCAAGGCCCAGUGGGGUCACCACGGCUGCAAGCCCUGCCUCUGGUGCGCGCUCAUCAACCGGACCCAGAAGUCCAACUGCACCGCCACCACCGACGCAGCCUGCGGAGAGUGUCUCCCGGGUUUCUACAGUAAAACGCAGAUCAGAGGCCUCCAGGACCUAGAAUGCGUGCCCUGCACCAAGCAGACGCCCUCUUCUGAGCUGCAAUGCCGUUCUAAAAUGAGACUGGUGAAAGUGGAAAGCCCUCCGGCGCCCGCCACUGACCUGCCCCUCGGGGUGCUGACCAGCAGUGCCCUGGUCAUCCUGGCGUUGGUGCUGCUGACGGUCUCUGUCCUUUACUGCCAGCGCUUUUGGAAGGACCAUGGGCAGCGAGAUUACAACGAAGCUGUGCAGUAUACCCCGAAUGCUGAAGUUUCUGGGCUUCCUCUUCCUUGCCACCGACCCGACGUGGAAUUCUCCAACUUGAUCACACUUGGCUCCACCGCGCCCCUCGCUGGCAAUCUCACCGAGGCCCAGCCCCUGAUCAGAGACUCUGGGUGCAGUGACUGCUCAGCUGGAGGGUCUUCCUUGGCCGAGUCCAGGCAGGAUCCUGCGGGAGACCCUGGCAGCCCGGCUCCCCUCUCCUCCUGUGCCACGGAGAGGCAGCAUCGCUGGCCUCACACCCCUGUGGAAUGCACCGAACUGGAUCUGCAGACGUUCUCCACGCAGACGGAGUUCGUGGACACCGGCAGGAAUGGGUUUGCCCAGAGGCAGCUCAGAGGCGAGGAGGUGGUGGCCUCCGCGGGCCCUGCCUGCUCCGUCUUCUCCACAGGGCAAGAGAAACUCCCGCCGGCCUCUGCUCAGGAACCAUUUCUGUCUUUCCGAAACCCGGCUGUGGAAAGCGGGGAGCAGCUGGGCGAAGAUGUUCAGAGCCUUGUGGCCAAGAUUGGUGACGUUGUGCAAGAUCUCUCUAUAGCCAGCCUCCCAGAUUCUUUGGUGCUGUCUCUUGCUCUCCAGUUGGACCCAUCUUUGCCAGGGCUCAAGAAUUUCAUCCACUUGGGGAUGGAACUGGGUGUCCCGUCCCACCAGCUAAGCCAGAUGUCCAGCUUCACAGACCUCGUGGCUUACCUGUCUGAUUCAGGAAGGCCCCUCCCCACCGCCAUCUUGGCCAGAGCACUUCAAACGUGCCAGCGUUUUGACGCCUUGCUUUUGCUUUAUGAUCACUUCACUGGAAGUCCAAUCGAGAAUGUCCAAUCCUAGUCGGGCCUUGCCCACCGGAAACCCUGCGCCUGCUCAGCAGGGCCAGGCUUUCCUGCAGCCGGAGGUGUCAAGAGGGUUGAGCCGCGUGGUAGAACCAUGUUUGGCCACAGCGGUAACCCCACAUCUUGGAGUAAAAUCCCAGGCUGAGCAGGAAAAGUUUAUUUCUACAGGUGGAAGUGAAGACUGGUGGGUGGAAGAUGUACGUCGCCUGCCUUCUUGAGAGUAUUUCACCAACCCAUUACCUGGCUCUCCUUGAGCAUCCUUGGGAAAGGGGGCAAAGAUCUUGCAUGCACCAGCUUUCCAUUGUUUCCAAACAGCGGUUUGUGAUUUCUUGGCCAUUACCGAGUCAGCGCCCAAAAUCCGAAGCUGUUAUCAGCGGAUCUAGUAUUAGCUACGCUGAUUUCUCCUGUUGUUGUUUCUUCUUUCUUUUUUUGAGCAGCGAACUUUCUGCCUGCGUUCAGGACAUCCAUCUCCAUGGGGGGGAACCCUCAAUUCUUCAGUAAGUUUCAGAUCAGCUUUGUAAACCUGGAAGACACACGGGUUUGUCCGCAUGGAUCCUUCUCAUGGGCUAUGAUUUGUUUCCAGUGUGAUUGUGGAUACAAAGCCAUUUCUGCCUUCUGUCUCACACAUUGGCCAUUUGUAAAACAUCUGUUGCCUUCUUCAUUUGGAAGGUGACGUUCUGAAGCCCAAAACGUUCUCUAAACGUGGAGGCUGUUUACUACCAGCGUUCUGUGUCAUGUGGAGAGCACGCAGGUUCAACAGAGGCAUUGCUUCCCACUGAUCCACUUCCUUACUGACCCAGAAUGAAGAGGAGAGCAGAACGGCAUGUUCCAACCCUGUGUGUGUUUUUUCCUUGGCUAAUUUUAAGACACCUCACGGGGGGGGGCACUCUUUGAGCCCUUAAAGGGAAUUUUAUGGCUGCUAGACCUCUGGGAGAAGUUCUUGUUAUACCUUCAGUAUUUAUAACAGUUUUGUACAAGCCUGAUAUAUAAUUUGUUAAAAAAAAAACACUGUAUUUUGAGGGUUGAGACUUUUGUAAGGAAACACUGGUGGCCUUUUGCAGUGGCUCUAUGUUGUUGUUACUUGUAUUCCUUGGAGCUCCUUUCUAAGAUUAAAGCUACCUGGAGAACCUUCCUGUGGCAAACCUUCC
Molecule: messenger RNA, 2972 nt
Organism: Pogona vitticeps (central bearded dragon)
Lineage: Eukaryota; Metazoa; Chordata; Lepidosauria; Squamata; Agamidae
Source: RefSeq, a predicted model, not a curated record